Aspergillus affinis is the source of this 1596-nucleotide messenger RNA. Its product is annotated as putative Gamma-butyrobetaine hydroxylase subfamily. Bases 1 to 1596 code for a protein of 531 amino acids. NCBI's taxonomy places the organism in Eukaryota, Fungi, Ascomycota, Eurotiomycetes, Eurotiales, Aspergillaceae. The transcript has a single exon. Gene Ontology annotation, biological process: carnitine biosynthetic process. Gene Ontology annotation, molecular function: oxidoreductase activity. The record is from RefSeq and is a predicted model, not a curated record. Gene Ontology annotation, cellular component: mitochondrion.
AUGGUUCGCCUGCUGAGAGCUUUCACUAGCUCUGCGCGAGCAGUGGCACCCUCAUCUCUCUUGCUUCAACGACGAUGCUACUUUGCCGAUGCUCUUGUCGAUGCUUUCAAGUCAACAGGGAAAAAGCCUCCUCAAGCGCCUCAUGAUGCCCAAAUGGAUGCCCGGAGAGUUGUCGAAUCCGUGGGCGACAAAACUUUACCGCUGCUAGACCUGGAAGGGCCGGUCCCUGAGGGCAUUUACGUCAACGGAAAGAUGCUGGGAAUACCUAAAAAACAUGGUAGGACAUGGUAUCUGCACACGAUGCUGCGCGAUGCGUGUCGGUGCCCUCAAUGCGUGGACCCCCAUUCCAAGCAGCGCAACUUCCGGACCAGCGAUAUCAACAUUCAUGUGCGCCCGCAGUCGAUUCGCCUGGACGGUGAUACUCUCGAAAUUAAGUGGAAAAAUGAUCUUCUAGGCCACAGUGGGUCGCACGUCUCAACAUACAAUCUAGAAGAGUUGCAUGCCCCAACUCCCAUCCCUAUAAUAUCCACCGCCGGAGCCAAGAGAAGGCGCUUUUUAUGGGAUCGGGACAUGAUGGAGCAAACCCAGCAUUGGAUCGACUACGAGGACUACAUGCAAGGCGACAACAAGUUUGUGGAGGCCAUGCGCCACCUGGCCCUGACUGGGCUGAUAUUCGUCAAGAACAUCCCAGACACCCGUUCGCGUUCGAAGGUGGAGAAAAUCGCGACCAAGAUGGGCCCGCUCCGGAAUACCUUCUACGGGCAGAGCUGGGAUGUGCGCAGCGUGCCUCAGGCCAAGAACGUCGCGUACACGAACCAGAACCUCGACUUCCACAUGGACUUGAUGUAUACGAAGAACCCGCCCGGAUACCAGUUGCUGCACUGUCUCGAGAACUCCAGCGUUGGCGGCGAGUCACUGUUCCUGGACUCCUUCAGCGUUGCGCAGGUGUUACAUACGACUUGCUACCAGGUUUUCGAAAGACUUACCCAGAUGGAGCUCAAUUACGAGUAUAACCAUGAGGACGACGUCUACAACUGCCGCUGGCCCGUCUUCGAGGUCGGGUCAUACCACUCAAGCACAAACAUGGACCUGCGGUAUGUCAACUAUUCACCGCCCUUCCAGGGCCGGCUUCUGAAAAUGAGAAAGUACAAGCAUGCCAGCGAGGGCCUGCGCGCGUUGAAUUACUUUGCCCGGAUGUUGGAGGACAAAGAUCGCAUCUUCGAGCGGAAAAUGCGGCCCGGCGAGUGUGCCAUCUUCGAGAACCGCCGCGUGCUCCAUGCGCGGCGGCCCUUCGACUUGACCAGCGGUAGCCGCUGGCUGGCCGGUACCUACGUCGACGAUGAAGCUCUCAUGUCCAAAUUCCGGACUCUCAGCCGAAAGUACCCCCAUGCUUGGUACAAAUAUCCCCUUGCGAACGGAAAGCAAACAUGGAGUGAGAUGAAAUUGGCUGGGUUACUGGCUCCAGACCAAAUGGCUGAAGCCAAAUUCUUCGGUGGAGGCGACGAGGCCGAGGAUGAAUUCGCCGAUAGAAGCGCCGAAGCUGAAGCUGAAUACUGGGGUGAGGGUGACGAGGCCGAAACUAAAUUCUUCGGUUAG